UGGCGAAUGGAACAGUAGUGCGAGUAACGAUAACAAGUACAUCCUCAGACUGAAGGGACCGGCAUCCCUUAACCAAGCUCCUGCCCUUAUCCCUCCCAACUCUGACAAGUUGCUGUGCCAAUGCUAAGUGAUUUCUAGGAGCGGAGCAGGGACACUUCAAUGCUCAGAGCAGUGAUAACUUACUGAGUGGGGCUGACUGAGAGCCACACUGACACAACUACAGUGCACAGAACCAAACGAGCUGACAGCCGCAAGCCUGGAUCCCACAAGUGGAGCUGACAGCGACUGCAAAAGCAGCAGAGCAGCAAGACUGGAUCCCGCAAGUGGAGCUGACAAGGGAAGGAGCAGCACGGUCGCUAUACUGGAUCUGACAAGUGGAGCUGACAGGACAGGGCGCAGCCGCACAACCCUGUCCGGGAUGAACCUGGCGGUGUUUGCGCGCACAAGCUAUGUAGACAAGGUGUGCCCUAGUGACCAGGAGGCCAGCCUGCCGUCCCCUCUGUCCAGUCGGGGAGAGGAGCUAGGUUCAGACGGGGACUUUGUAGCCAACAGCCCGAAUCAUGUCCUCUGUCCCAGAGAUUGCGAAAUGGACACUGACACCGGUAGCCUUGGGGGGGAUGAAGAAGAUGAAGUGGAAGAAGAGGAGGAGGUAAACCCAGAGAGAAAUGGGGUCUCGGCAGAUGGUUCUACGCAAUGCCGAGCACAAAUUGUUGAGGGGGGCAAAACAAAGACUUACACCCGCCGCCCGAAACCUCCUUACUCCUACAUCGCACUCAUAGCCAUGGCUAUUAAAGACUCAGCCAGUGGGCGCCUGACCCUUGCAGAGAUCAAUGACUAUCUGAUGAAGAAGUUCCCAUUCUUCAGGGGUAGCUACACGGGCUGGAGGAACUCGGUGCGACACAAUCUUUCCCUCAACGACUGUUUCGUCAAAGUUCUGCGGGACCCAUCACGGCCUUGGGGCAAAGACAACUACUGGAUGCUGAACCCGAAUAGUGAGUACACCUUCGCAGACGGCGUCUUCAGACGCAGAAGGAAGCGACUUAACAGGGUCACCAAGUGCCUCAAAGAGCAGGAUUUGCAAGGGCUUGCAGAACAGCAGCAUCAAAUGAUGAACCCAACAAAAGCCAGCCAAGGAUCUUCUCCCUCAUCGAGCCGGCUGAUCAUGGCACCCUCAGCACCAUCAUCCUCCUCUACAAACUCCUCCUCCAACAGGUCUGCCAAAGAAACCAACUCAGGGACCAAGUUUUCCAGCUCCUUUGCAAUUGAAAGUAUCUUGAGUAAACCUUUCCAGAGGAGAGAAAGGGAACCAGAUCCAAGAUCAUCAAGUGGAAGGAUCCUUUGGCCAACAGGUGCUUUGCUGCAUUCUCCCUCCUCUGCCCCUUCUUAUCCUAUUGUAUCUUACACUCCAUCCACCACACUGCCUGCCCCAUCUGCCUUGUACCCUAUUAGUCCCCUUGCAAGCAAUGCAUCCUCCUUGCACUUACAACUCUACAGAUACUGCAUGCCUGAAGCCUUGCUGUUGCUAAUGGAUCCCAGGAGUGAGGGACAUCUGUCUCCAGAUCCAAGAGAUGACCAGUUGUCUCAUCGUGUUCCUCCCCAGCAUCCCCAUCUCUUCUCACCACCAUGUUCUACAAAGACUCUUUCAGAACAGCUGGGUAACCCUGAGCUUUUGCGCACCCUGCGCACUGCAGGUGCUUACCACCCUUAUCGCCAUGAGACAUUGCUAGCAUGAUAGUGAAGGGAGGGGAAGGUAUGUUAGUUUGUAGCACCCUCUGAAACCUGCAUUUUGCCUUUUUCUAUUUAAGUGCCUUUUUCCAAAUUGGAGUGUUGUGGCAUCAUUUCCAAAGAGUUUGUAUGCUGGCAAUACAAGAGGGAAAUCAGGUUACCUUAUUUGGCUGUUAUUAUGCAAUGUUACGAAUACCAUUUCAGACUGGUGGCAUAAGUGUACAUCUCAAUAGAUACUCACACAUGAUUUAUUUUUAUUGUCAAGGCUUAUUUCCUUUUAUAGCCAAGGCAAUUGAUGCUUAUAUAAUAUAUAUGUACACAGAUUUGCAUUGUUUAGAUGUUUGUUAAUGCCAACAUAUGUUUGCUAACAACAUCCCCCAAAGGCAAACGUUCACCAUUGUUCCUUCCUGUGUAGGUAUCUAGGAACUGUACUUUUAGCUAAUCCAAAGAACAAGCUUUAAAAUUGCCAGUGGAUCAACUGAAUCCAUAAAAUAUACAGAUAGUCUUGCAGCACUAGAUAAAGGACAGGCACCCUUUGGCAGCCCAGCUGUUGGAAUUCAGCCCCCUGCACCAUUUCAGCUUAGAUUGUAGAGUAAUUUUAGGUGUUGUUAUUGUGCAUCAGCUGAUGUGCUUGAGGUUGUCUGUGCCUCAUCUAGAGCCACACUGUAGUGGUAAUUUAAUCAUAGCAAGGUCCUUUAAAAGUGCCACCGAUCUAUAAUACUCCUUGUAUCCUUUUAGUGUGGCUGUGCCACAGAUUCUGCACUGAUCUAUUUCUUCUAUCCCAAAGGUGUAAAAAAUUACCUUUAACUGCACUUUUUCCUUUUUAAAUAAAAAAAAAAGAUAUACAAUAUAUCACCUUUAAAUAUAUUUUAGUGAUGUAAUACAGGGUAUUGAAAUUUUGUGCCUUUUCGAGAAAUAUUUUAAGAUGUUAAGGUUUUGUAAUGCAGUUUCUUUAAAUUCCCACAGCAUCAAAUUACCUCGACUUCAGCCAGUUUUCCUGGUUGUUACUUUUUGUUUGACAUGUUAUAUAUUUCAGAUGUUUUGUUCUGCCAUUCUUGAAAUGCCAAGUACAGUGCCUACUGUAUCAAGUAGUCAUGCUAUUUUAGGACCAUUCUCUGUGCAUACUGUAUUGCAGUCUGCCAAUAUAGUGAGAGAUUUACACAAUCCCAGGUCAUUUCUGCUGUAAACACAGGCAUAUCUGUGCCAAAAAUGAUUAACUGUCUGUGUCUUAAAUUAUUUAUAGUUUUUGUAACACAAUCUUUAAUGACAGGUGACCACUUACUGCUUGUGGCCCAUAUAAAAUCUUAAAAAAUAUAUAUAUAUAUAUAUAUAUAAGCUCGAAUCGAGCUAGAGUAUAGAUUAAUUACUGGCAAGAUUUUUUUUCCGGAAAAAAAAGCAUAAACACUGCCAACACUGAGCAGAUUUUUUUUUUGUCUUUUUGUAUUUGUGUUUUUAUAUGUGUAUUUUAUUGAACUGAGCUAUACCGCUUAUUUUGAAAUAAAAUU
Molecule: messenger RNA, 3230 nt
Organism: Xenopus tropicalis (tropical clawed frog)
Lineage: Eukaryota; Metazoa; Chordata; Amphibia; Anura; Pipidae
Gene: foxq1
Product: forkhead box Q1
Exons: 1
Coding region: 419-1732 (437 amino acids)
Biological process (GO): regulation of DNA-templated transcription; animal gross anatomical part developmental process
Cellular component (GO): nucleus
Molecular function (GO): sequence-specific DNA binding; DNA binding; DNA-binding transcription factor activity
Source: RefSeq, a predicted model, not a curated record